Messenger RNA from Solanum pennellii, 923 nucleotides. Its product is annotated as probable glutathione S-transferase. Gene Ontology annotation, biological process: glutathione metabolic process. The record is from RefSeq and is a predicted model, not a curated record. The coding region runs from base 78 to 731 and encodes 217 amino acids. The transcript has 2 exons. Gene Ontology annotation, molecular function: glutathione transferase activity. Gene Ontology annotation, cellular component: cytoplasm. NCBI's taxonomy places the organism in Eukaryota, Viridiplantae, Streptophyta, Magnoliopsida, Solanales, Solanaceae.
CAAAUCAUUAGAACCAACAUAUAAAACUCAUCAACAUAUUAAAAAAAAAUUAAAAAUAGUAGAACAAAAAUUGUGUGAUGAAAGAAGUGAAGUUGCUUGGGCUAUGGUAUAGUCCUUUUUGUCACAGAGUUGAAUGGGCUUUAAAAGUUAAGGGUGUGAAAUUUGAAUUUAUAGAAGAAAACUUACAAAAUAAGAGCCCACUACUUCUUGAAUCAAAUCCAAUUCAUAAGAAAAUUCCAGUGUUAAUUCACAAUGGAAAGUCCAUUUGUGAGUCUAUGGUGAUUGUUGAAUACAUUGAUGAGACAUUUGAAGGUCCUUCCAUCUUGCCUAAAGAACCUUAUGAUCGUGCAAUAGCUCGUUUUUGGGUUAAGUUUUUCGAAGAUAUUGGGUCAGCAGUGGGGACAAGUUUCUUUCACAAAUCAGAGAAGGCUAAAGAGAAAGUUUGUGAGAUGUUGAAAAUACUUGAUAAUGAGUUGAAGGACAAGAAAUUUUUUGUUGGUAAUAAAUUUGGAUUUGCUGAUAUUGCUGCUAAUUUUCUUGCACUCUGGAUGGGAAUUCUUGAAGAAGCAACUGGAAUUAUUUUGGUAACAAAAGAAAAAUAUCCAAAUAUUUAUGCUUGGAGAGAUGAAUACAUUAACGGGAACAAAGAAUAUUUACCUUCGAGAGAUGAGUUGCUUGCUUUUUUCAAAGCUCGCUUUCAAGCUGCUACAACACCUCCUUAUUCGAAUUGAUUUCUUGUAUGAUAAGUUAAUUAGUACUUAUUAUCUAAGAAAGUUAUUUUUCUUUAUUAAAGAAAAUUGACUUUCUGAAAUAAUAACUAGUUAGUUAAGUAUUUGAGAAAUCAAUCCUAUUUAUUCAUCUUUGAAAAUUCAAGAUUUUGUGUGGCAAUAAAAGUUGAGUGAAUUUAGGGAGUGUUUUUUUUA